Danio aesculapii is the source of this 761-nucleotide messenger RNA. Its product is annotated as occludin-like. Gene Ontology annotation, cellular component: bicellular tight junction; apical plasma membrane; cytoplasmic vesicle. The record is from RefSeq and is a predicted model, not a curated record. Gene Ontology annotation, biological process: bicellular tight junction assembly. The coding region runs from base 13 to 561 and encodes 182 amino acids. The transcript is spliced from 4 exons. Lineage: Eukaryota; Metazoa; Chordata; Actinopteri; Cypriniformes; Danionidae.
CCCAAAUAUGUAAUGAUGAUUGACUUAUGUGUUUGUGUAACACUGCUGAUGUUUGUGUUGUUCAGGGAGAUUCAGAAGGAGCUGCCCGUCCGUAAUUCCGUCCCCAUGAGCAGCGGCUCUGAGAUGAACAGCUCUGUAGGUCGUCCCAAGAAGAGGCGUGCUGGACGUCCACGCACCGCUGACGGUCGCGAUUACGACGCGGACUAUGCUUCUUCAGGAGACGAGCUGGACGAUGAGGACUUCUUCAGUGAAUUUCCUCCCAUUGUGAAUACUCAAGAGAGAGACGAUUACAAACACCUCUUUGACCAAGACCACCAAGAGUACAAGGACCUGCAGGCGGAGAUGGACCAGAUCAACAGGCGUCUGGCGGAGGUGGACAGAGAACUGGACGGCCUCCAGGAGGGAAGCCCGCAGUUCCUGGACGCCAUGGACGAGUACAACGCGAUCCAAGACCAAAAGAGGAGCGGCGAUUACAAGCAGAAGAAGAAGCGGUGCAAAUACCUGAAGGCCAAACUCAACCACAUCAAGAAGAUGGUCAGCGAUUACGACCGCAGAUCCUGAAGGUCAGAGACGGACAGUAUUGAGAGCGCUUCCUGUCCAGGCCUGAGUGCCUUCAUGGACAUUUACUAUUCAGAUGUGUGUUGAUCGUUGCAGUAUCUUCAUCGAAUCCUCCUUUAGACUAUAUUAAGAUGCUUCGUUAUUGUUCUUAAUGUGCCUCAUUAGCUGUUACAGUCGUUUCAGUUUAGUGUUUGUCUGUUUUU